UCAAGGAUAGCGCUAACGAUAAACUGAUUUAUCGAAAACCUACCAUUGGCAUUGAGGCAUUUGAGUGACGGAUUAAGUAGAUAUAUUUACAAUAUUAUCAAGACCAACAGGUUGCCUAUAUUUCAACAGCUGAUAUAAAAAAAUAGGAUUUAAAAUGGGAAGUAAACUAACGUUUUUGGAAAUUCUCUUUAUUGCGAAUACAAUGAUGAUACUGGCUUUCUACUCAAAUGCAGCAAAUAAUAAACGAGCGCUGCCCAAGGAGGAGUCAUGGAGGAAAUGUCGAACCAAAGAUUUGCUUGCAUUUUUGCGAAAAGACUACGACAACCAUGUUGCACCAGGACAGCCUCUUGAACUCAAUGUAGAAUUGGUGAUUGAAUCUUUUGACGACAUUAAAGAAUCAUCCAUGGAAUUUUCACUCUAUGUGUAUUUGGUUCAGAGGUGGACAGAUUCCCGGCUGAAGAAUGUAGUUAAAACACCAACAGUUGUAACUGGGAAAGAUAUUAACUUAUUUUGGAUACCAGAUACCUACUGUGUUAACGCGCGACAGAGUGAUUUGAUGAUGACAGACGAACACACACAUAGCAUGAUUAAAUUAGACGAGCUUGGUAGAUUGACCUACAGUAGAGGAGCCUAUUUGAAAACAUCGUGUUUAAUGGAUUUGCGAGAUUUUCCAAUGGAUCAUCAAAAGUGUUCAGUUCACUUCUCUUCAUAUGGUUAUUCGGUGAAGUCUGUUUUAUAUACAUGGAACGAUGAAGGAAAGGUCUCCACCUCGAGCACAUUGAUCAGAGAGUUGGCACAAUUUGUGUUAUCAACAUCUUCAUCUUCCACUCGCAAUGUUAUUUAUUACUCCGGUAAUUUUACUGUUUUAACCGCGACAUUUGAAUUCAAGCGUCGUGUUGGCUACUACUUACUCCAGGUAUAUUUGCCUUGUGCUAUUCUCGUGAUGUUAAGUUGGAUCGCGUUCUGGAUGGACAAAUGUGACACUGGGAACCGUCUUACAGUUGGUGUGACCACGAUCUUAACCAUUAUGUUUCUGCUAAGUUAUGGAAAUUCGUCGGUGCCGAAAAUGAGUUAUGUUAAAGCAAUGGAUAUUUAUCUGUUAUCGUCAUUUGCGUUCAUUUUCUUCAGCCUUAUUGAAUCCGUGCUUUGUUGGAGGUUUGAAAGUCUUGUUUCAAGACAGAAAGAAAGUCAUAAUGCAACGCCCAAACAUAUGUCGGCAAACGACGUUCCUCCUGCCCUGAAUGAAAACAGUCAUUGGCGAGGUCUCAAUAAGAGGAUAAACAGUGUAUCGAAACCGACACCAGGGGAUAACAGUGAGAACAGUGCCCCCAAUCCUCCUAAUCAAGAAAAGGAUGACCUUAUCUUUCAGAAGAUCUCCAAAUGCCUGGACCUGAUGCAAGCAACAAGCAACCGGCAUGAAAUAAAAGGAAAGAAAAAGCCUCGUUAUGAGUUGGAUACAUUUGCUCGCGUCAUUUUCCCCGUUGCCUUCGUUGUGUUUAACAUAAUCUAUUGGUCAGUCUGGCCGAUAGAAGCAUGAUGUCUUUAUUAUGGAUUUCACAAGUCGCUGAGCCGAAACACUUAUAUUAGUUACAUAUAGACUCAGUGUAGUUUAAACCCAUUUUAGGCUUUCAAUCUCGAGAAAGCAUAAAAAAAUACAUCGUUAAACUUUGAUCCUCUAUAACCGUUAUCGGUGUAAUUUCAAGAAACGUUUUAGGUCUGUCAUUUGGAAAAACGUUUACUAUGUGAUUGCAUGCAUUUAAAUGUUUGCAUGUUCAGCCAUAAACAAGACAAGUUCCUAAAGUGUUCUUUACAGU
This is a messenger RNA of Dendronephthya gigantea, 1814 nucleotides long. Its product is annotated as gamma-aminobutyric acid receptor subunit beta-like. The transcript is spliced from 8 exons. Lineage: Eukaryota; Metazoa; Cnidaria; Anthozoa; Malacalcyonacea; Nephtheidae. The coding region runs from base 155 to 1537 and encodes 460 amino acids. Gene Ontology annotation, molecular function: neurotransmitter receptor activity; transmembrane signaling receptor activity; chloride channel activity. The record is from RefSeq and is a predicted model, not a curated record. Gene Ontology annotation, cellular component: membrane; neuron projection; synapse. Gene Ontology annotation, biological process: signal transduction; chemical synaptic transmission; regulation of membrane potential.